AUGAACCGGUUUGCCAAGCGAGUGUUAGUGGUCCUCGCCUUGUUUGUACUCUUCAUUUAUUGCAUCAUAUAUUUCAAGAAAGACCGCCAUCUAGUUAAUAAUCACGAUGUUAAAAGUGCUAAACCAAGUGCAAUCAAAGUAACCGAUCAGAUGGAGAUAAAUAAAAAUAGUCUAUCUUACUGUUACUAUACCAGUGUCAGUGUGUCAAAGUUAGAUGAAAAAUAUCCAGCUCCGACUCUAGUCCCUCAAAAAAAUCCAACUCAGGCUAAAAUUUUUGACUCUACUUCAGGAGUCAUGGAUAUGACCUAUGACCUAACCCUCAAUGGGAACUUGGACUGCAUUACUCUCUAA
Molecule: messenger RNA, 351 nt
Organism: Helobdella robusta
Lineage: Eukaryota; Metazoa; Annelida; Clitellata; Rhynchobdellida; Glossiphoniidae
Exons: 3
Coding region: 1-351 (116 amino acids)
Source: RefSeq, a predicted model, not a curated record